Molecule: messenger RNA, 1667 nt
Organism: Procambarus clarkii (red swamp crayfish)
Lineage: Eukaryota; Metazoa; Arthropoda; Malacostraca; Decapoda; Cambaridae
Gene: csul
Product: protein arginine N-methyltransferase 5
Biological process (GO): regulation of DNA-templated transcription; peptidyl-arginine N-methylation
Cellular component (GO): nucleus; cytosol
Source: RefSeq, a predicted model, not a curated record
UACAUCACCUCCAUUCCCAGAAUCAAUAAGGAAAUACCUAGUUGGCGAGCUUCAGGUUGUUGUUUACAGUCAUGGCGGGCACUCGUGUCUCAUGUGGCUUGGAAUAUCCCAAUGUUUACGAGCUACACGACAGCCUCCACGACUCGUCAAGAGCUGGAUAUGACUUUAUAUCUGUUCCUCUUGCUCACCCAAGAUUCACUAGAGAGCAUGUGGAAGGCAAAGCUAAGAAGCGGUCUGGAGCCUUCACUCGCUCGGAUUUACUCCUUAGCAGUUCAGAAUGGAAUAGCCUGAUUGUGGGCCGCAUUAGCCCAACUGCCAUCCUGAAUUUGGAGUCCCCAGUUAACAGCCUACGUCAUAACAGUGAAGAAACUAUCACACAAGAACUUACCUUUGCUGCCCAUUUGGGGCUUCCUGCAGUAAUGUUCUCUCUCUCGACAGAGAGGUGUACGAAUAUCGCAAGAAUCAUUCACAACAGAGUUGUCCAAGGUGUAUGUUAUCAGGUAUGGGUGAGAGUUCCAAUGCAGGCACCAGAGGAAAUUGCGGCCCAGCAUCGCUCGGAUAAAAAAACUAGCGAAGAUGGAUUUGACAUAGAUACGUGGGCUUGGUGGAACAGGUUUCACACUAUUGCAAAUAUUCAGAAAAAAAUUGGCUUGGCUCUGGAAGUUUCGGCAGAUCUCCCAGACCAAUCUGUUAUUGACAGGUGGUUAGGAGAGCCUGUGAGAACUGCUAUUCUUCCUACAUCUAUUUGGUUAACUAACAAGAAAGGGUUUCCUGUUCUCUCUCGUGCUCACCAGCUGUUUAUAAAGGGACUAUUUAAACUGCACGCUCAGUUUGUCAUAUCUGGACCACUCCGACAUCAACACUUCAAGUUAUAUCAGCAAUAUCUGGAACACAUUAUCAGGGCGCAGUUAGAGAUGGACCCACUGACAGACUUUGCUCGUGGAUAUGAGGACUACCUUCAGUGUCCACUACAACCUCUAAUGGACAACUUGGAAUCUCAAACUUAUGAGGUUUUCGAGAAGGAUCCAGUCAAAUACUCCGAAUAUGAACAAGCAAUGUAUAUGGCUAUUUGUGAUAAAAUUCCCGAAGAAGAAAAGGAUACGAAAGAGAUUAUCCUGAUGGUUGUGGGUGCUGGUCGUGGCCCACUGGUAAGGAGAGCUCUGGCUGCAGCGAAGGGAGCCAAGAGAAAAAUUAAAGUAUAUGCUGUAGAGAAGAAUCCAAAUGCUGUGGUGACACUUCAGGCACAGCAGGAUGAAGACUGGGGAGAUCAGGUAACUGUGGUAUCGUGUGAUAUGAGGGAAUGGAAUGCUCCUGAGCAAGCCGAUAUCCUGGUGUCUGAACUACUAGGUUCUUUUGGAGACAACGAGCUUUCCCCAGAAUGUCUUGAUGGUGCUCAAAAAUUUCUAAAAGAGGAUGGGAUAAGUAUACCCUGCAGCUACACGUCGUUCUUGAGUCCCCUCCAGUCGCCCAAGCUGUACAAUGAGAUCAGAAAUUGUCGGGAGAAGGACAAACAUUUCCUUGCCCAUUUUGAGACCCCAUAUGUGGUGUACUUGCAUAACAAAAAGGAGCUGGCGCCAUCACAAGCACUCUUUACCUUCACUCAUCCAAAUAAAGGUAAGUGUAGGCACACGAGGGCUCAGCCAGUCACGUAGGUGCACAAAUGUUUU